UUAACUGACGCAUCAGCGUCACAGUAAAAUUUCAGAGCUGUAAUCUCUAAAGCCCCUGCACAAUGCAAACAGACAACACCGUCCCCUGGUUCCUCACCGUGUGUCUCACUGCAGCAUCAACAUGCAGUGCGAACCUCACAGACUCCACUGCUUAAAUACAGCACCCGGUCUCCCACACGCUAACCACAGCUCCACCUGCACCUCUGCUUCUGAUCAAGCUCUCUUCCAGUUCCAGUUCCAGCUGCACCUCACCUCGGCGGCCAUGGAGGCGGCCGUAGAGUGCGCCAAGUGCGAGUGCUGCGGGCUGGUAGAGGACUGCACUCAGGACUACAUCCUGGGCGUGCGCGCCACCUUCGGCGGGCGGUGGCUCUGCGGGCUCUGCUCGGAGGCGGUGCGGGACGAGGCGGCCAGGGGCACGACGACGAAGCAGAGGGGCCCUGCCGCCGCAGCAGCCGCGGCGCGGCUGGAGGAGGCGCUCAGGGACCACAUGGCCUUCUGCGGCAAGUGCAGGCGGAGCCCCGCGUUCCGGGUCGCCGACGGCAUGCGGCAGAUGCUGCGGAGGUGCUCCAAGUGACGGCGUCGCGUCGCACCGCAUGACGCGCCGUCGAUCCGGUCAGCGUCGUCUAGCAAGUCUUGAAGAAGACGAACAAGAUGAGCACCGCGCCAUUGUAUUAUCUGUGCAGUAAGCUAGCAUUCUGUGGAACGAAAGGGCACGUCAGGUUCGGCGUGUUAGUGAUCUCUGUUAAAUUCAGGGGCUCGUAGGCGUUGUACUAUAGGGUAAGCUAGGACGCUGCUACUUCUUAGCUACUAGUCAUCAGUGCCAUUAGCAGUUGGAGUCUUAGGCUUGGAAGGUUCCUACAUUACUUCUUCAGGUCUUCAGACUACAAAGCUGUUUCAUCAAUAAGGAAACCUACUAAACUA
Panicum hallii is the source of this 921-nucleotide messenger RNA. RefSeq lists its product as uncharacterized. The record is from RefSeq and is a predicted model, not a curated record. The transcript has a single exon. The coding region runs from base 122 to 574 and encodes 150 amino acids. NCBI's taxonomy places the organism in Eukaryota, Viridiplantae, Streptophyta, Magnoliopsida, Poales, Poaceae.